Molecule: messenger RNA, 2954 nt
Organism: Sycon ciliatum
Lineage: Eukaryota; Metazoa; Porifera; Calcarea; Leucosolenida; Sycettidae
Exons: 9
Coding region: 839-2632 (597 amino acids)
Source: RefSeq, a predicted model, not a curated record
CACGGUGUAGACUGCUCUUGGGGAUAAUCGGCAUUUCGGUCCGGCUUUGGUAGGAUUAUAUUAAAUUGAACUUGCGUCAAAGACCAAGUGAGUCCCUCCCUGUCCACACAAUGACGGCGGUGAUUACUUGGUUACGGCACCAGCAGGGAGUUGUGUGUACAAACUGAGAACUGAGGAGCCAAGGCCGGGCCAUGGGUGGGUAGGUGUGAUCCCGGUAGUUAUCUUUACAUGUGCUAUAAAAGGGCACUGUCUCGCAAAGGGGUCCCGGAUCAUCGAGUCGACUCAAAUCCGGCUCAUGGAUACUUCUUUUGCAACAUAGGCCCGGGCCGGGUAUACAACUCCCACACCACUGCAGACAGUCAAGUUUUAAAUAAUGAUGUGAUCAUCGGAAUAGUAGACCUAUUCGAGGGUGCAUCUGAUCAUCAUCAUAAUCAUGUACAGUCAAACCUCUUUAGGACGAACACUAAGGGUCCGGUGUUAUUUGUUUGCAACCAUGAACGGGAGUUCUUCUUAUCCAUAUUAAUUUUUAUCCAGUGAACACAGCGUUUUACUUUUAUCCAAUAAAGUCAUGUCCGGGCACCCACGUACCCGGUACCGGAUACCCGGCCGACCGUAGUGACCGGGCAACACUGAAAAGGUCACGUGCUAGACGGCCCCAGCGGCGUGGCACCCAAGCAAGCAACUCAUUUGCUGAGAAGGAAAUUUUGAAAAAAAAUCAUCAGUCAAAUUAAAUUUUGAUUCACUACAACUAGCACGUGCUACUCGUACUAGUACUAGCACUGUCGAUCAUCGAGCUCUCUGUUUCAAGAGAAGCUUACCUUUUUUUAUCCUCUGCUUCAUGGCGCUAAGCUCAUUGUGGAUUGGAGAAAAGAUCACUUCUAACCGUAGAAACAUGUUCAGCUCUGUCUUGUCUGUGACUGUCGCUACAUUGUUCCUGGGCUGUGCCUGUUUUUGUGUUGCUGGGUCCAAUGGGAUUGAGUGGUGCAUUCAGCCUUCAACGGUGCGGGUAGCUCAGGACUCUCUCUGCACGUCACCGAGCUUGGCACGUCAUGGCAGAAGAGAUAUCUCGUGGCACGCUAUGCGUGGUGAGCGUGAGAGUGCGCAGCUCGUUCUGACUAAGCCAGACGCUGGACUGCUUUCUGUCGAAUUUUCCGAUUUGAAGUCGACAGCUGGCGAUGUUAUACCUUCCCAGCAACUGGCUUUCAAACAAGUGAUGUAUGUGUUCUGCAGGAAAAGUCCUAGAGAGCACACGAACACGUCAGGCUGGUUUUCCGACCCUUUGCUGGACGCCGAUGCUGACGGUACAUUUCCCAUUGAAGCUGGCAGCACACAACCAGUAUUCCUGAGUGUCAAUGUCCCACGCAAUGCUGCAGCUGGCACGUACAUUGGUACAGUUCAGUUCACAUUGCAAACACCUACUGCUAAGGUAUCUGACACAGUGCCGCUCAGCCUGCAGGUGUGGAACUUGACUGUACCUGACCUGGCUGACAGCUCCUUCACCUUGUCAUUUUCCGUCGGCGGCAUUGCAGGUCGCUACUACAAUGGCAGUGCGUCCGUCCAGCAGCAGUUCUACGACAUGCUUACAGACUACCGAAUGCCGCCCGACCGUUUGUACCGACACACUCCUAUCUUGCCAGACGAAGCUGACUACUUGGUCCACACGGGCACAAGGUGGUUCAACCUUCUUGACCUGGAAAUGGUCGUUGCUCUUCUCCUGGAUAAUAUUGACUUGGAGCUUAAGGAUUUGCUGGAGCACGAUCAGUUUGGAGAGCGUCAGCGUUCCCUGCAGUGGAGUGGAAAAUGCUCUAUCCAUGGGAACGUAAGCAAUGAAGUAAUGGAGAAGGCAUUGACAAUACUGGAGCCUUUAGUCGAGCGUGCCGAAGCCAUGGGCUACGCGAAUCGAACAUACAUCUACGGGUUUGACGAGUCCCCACUGACCUGCUUGCCUGCCAUUCGCCAGGUGUUCGGUGGAGCCAAGGCCCGUUGGCCUCAUGUGCACACAACAGCUGUGUUGAACUGGGAAAGCAUUCCUGCUGAUAUCCCUGUUGAUACAUGGGUAUUUUCAUACUACAUGUGGGAUCCAUCACCGACUAGCACAGUGCGAGCGGCUGCCGAGCAGUUUCUGAAGAAUCGGCCCGAUCGGCGAAUCUCCUUCUACCAUGCGGUGGAUCCAGCAGCCCCAGCCAGGCUGAAUUCCUUCAUCGAUCGGCCACCUCUCGAGCCCAGGCUGAUGUUCUGGGAUGCAGCUGUUACAUCUCCCGUUGUGUCCGGCUGGCUCUACUAUGCAGUGAACGCCUGGAACAUCACAAACGGUUCAACAGUGUAUGUUACACGUGUGAACAACAGUGCAAGGAGUGAUUUUAAUGUGGCUCGUGACUUUGGUAGUGAUACCGACAUAGCCAAUGGCGAUGGGGUCUUCAUCUACCCUGGCCAGCACGGUCCUGUGCCAAGCAUAAGGAUGGAAGCAUUCAGAGAUGGUGCAGAAGAUGUUGAGCUUCUCCGACUAAUCUCUGCGGAGAAAGCCCAACCUCUGGUUAGUUUGUUGAUAAGAGCGUCUAAUGAUUUCACACUGGACCCCGUGCUCUUGGAGGAGGUCCGGCAGGAAGCAGCUAGGCUUGCCCUCUCAUCAUAGAUACUUCAACUGGUCAAUCUGGCAGUGUGCGACACAGCGUGCCAGGGCUGUUGCUCUGUGACCCACCUUCACUCAAUCACCAGACGUACUGGCGUAGCACGGGAUUAUUGGAUUCAGUGCUAGUUCAUAAUCUUAAUUUAUUUUACUCUUGAAAUGGUUUGCUAUGGCCACUCUAAAACUCUUGCACCUAGUGACUAAAUAGAGCAUUUUCAAUAUCCUUGAGUUGAUCCCUGCACGUAGCUGCAUGUAAUUUAUUUCACUUUAAAGGGGAAGUUAAGGCAAAAAAUAAAAUUUCACCAGUUGUAGUCUUCGGGGUGCUGAG